UCGCGACGUUUAACGCAACGACUAUUUCCUCUCCCUCGCCGACGACAUCUAUCAACGAAAGCAAAGUUUCGGUCAGGAAUGGAGGACGAAGGAGUGGUGCCUGGUGGCAAUGGUGGAGGAGGAGGUGGAGGAGGAAGAAGGCGGCCAUUGGGAGCCCUGUGCUGCCGGGAGCUCCGCCUCCUGGAGUUCCCCGACAGGUACGUGGUCCGGUCCGCGGACCCUGACGCUCCCGAUCACGCCUUCUCCGUCGGCCGCUCCGAUGGCCUCAUCGAGCCACUAUUCGAAGAUUCUAGUUCUUUGACCCCUAAAGUCUCAACGAUUUAUGGAGUGGUUGGGAUUAUAAAGUUGCCUGCAGGAACUUAUGUGCUACUUAUUACUUCUCGAGAGGAAGUUGGUUCUUGUCUUGGUUUCUCUAUAUUCCAUGUGAUGUCAAUGAGAUUUUUGUCCUGCAAUGGGUCUCUAAAGCAUUCAAAAUCGCAGGAAAAAAGAGAUGAAGCUUACUUCAUGUCUCUUCUGAGAACCCUAGAAUCAACCCCUGGUUUAUAUUAUUCAUAUGAAAGGGAUUUAACACUGAACUUACAGAGGACAUGCAAGUUGACUGAAGAAAGGAUGCACAAGCCUCUAUGGAAACAGGCCGACCCACGCUUUGUGUGGAAUCAUAAUUUGAUGGAGGAUCUUAUUGAGAAUAAGCUUGAUGCCUUUACCAUUCCUGUGAUACAAGGAAAUAUCCUAAAUGGAUUAAGCUUUCAGUCUGUACAGUUCGCCUUAAAAGAUUCACCUGCCAGAAUUACAUUGAUCUCAAGAAGGUGCAAUCGUCGUCUAGGAACUAGGAUGUGGAGAAGAGGAGCAAAUCUGGAAGGUUCCACUGCUAAUUUUAUUGAGACUGAACAAAUUCUGGAGUUUGAAGGUUACAGAUCAUCAUUUAUACAGAUUCGGGGUUCUAUUCCACUUCUUUGGGAGCAAAUUGUGGACUUAAGCUACAAACCACGGCUCAAUAUUAUUAACCAUGAUGAAACGCCAAAGGUUGUUGAGCGCCAUUUUCGAGAUCUUAUACAGAGGUAUGGGGAGACGGUUGCUGUUGACUUAACUGAUAAAGAAGGUGAUGAAGGCCGGCUGAGUGAUGCAUUUGCUGCUGAGAUGGAAAAACUUCCAUAUGUUAGAUACGUGCGUUUUGAUUUCCACAAUGCAUGUGGCAAAGGGAUUUUUGAUAACUUGCAACUACUUUAUGAUCAAAUCAAAGAAAAUGUGGAAAACCAAGGAUAUCUUUUGAUCAACACUGAUGGAGAAAUACUAAUACAGCAGAAUGGAAUUGUCAGGGUUAAUUGCAUUGAUUGCCUGGAUCGGACAAAUGUUACCCAGAGUUAUGUGGCUAGGAAAUUAUUGAAUUUACUACUGCAGCAAGUGGGAACAUUUUCAUCAAAUGAAUGUAUAUCCAUGUAUACUGACAUCUAUGAGAAGUUCAAGAACUUGUGGGCGGAACAUGGAGAUGAGAUAAGCUUGGAAUAUGCUGGUACUCAUGCUCUGAAAGGGGACCUAGUACGAUAUGGGAGACAGACUGUAUCUGGAAUAAUAAAGGAUGGAAUAAGUGCUCUCACACGAUAUUAUUUAAAUAACUUUCAAGAUGGCAUUCGACAAGAUGCGUUGGAUCUUAUUAGUGGUCGCUACACUGUCAGCAGAAGUGGUCCUCCUUUCCGGCUGAAUCGGUUUGAAUCAUCAUCAUAUCUCCCGGUGGCCUCAGCUCUCAUCGUGGGAGGUCUCACAAUGACAACAACACUUACAUUAAAUCAAGGCGGAAAUAGCACACAUGUUGUUUCUUCUGUACUCUUGGCUGGCUUGUCUGCAGGAGUGGUGCCUCUUGUUAAAGCUAAUUGGAAGCAGUUCUGCUCCAGGCCACGCUUGUGUGGCCUCUUGUAAGAUUGUGUUUUAUAUUGAUAUUUUAUUAAUUUUGGACGUGCUGUGCAAGCUCAAUUUCAUUUGCUAUAUGUAACUAUGAAACGAUUUGUUUGUCAUUUAAUCUAAAUUGAUUCCAUAA
Musa acuminata AAA Group (dessert banana) is the source of this 2032-nucleotide messenger RNA. Its product is annotated as phosphoinositide phosphatase SAC8-like. The transcript has 20 exons. The record is from RefSeq and is a predicted model, not a curated record. The coding region runs from base 79 to 1914 and encodes 611 amino acids. Gene Ontology annotation, cellular component: endoplasmic reticulum. Gene Ontology annotation, biological process: phosphatidylinositol dephosphorylation. Gene Ontology annotation, molecular function: phosphatidylinositol-4-phosphate phosphatase activity. NCBI's taxonomy places the organism in Eukaryota, Viridiplantae, Streptophyta, Magnoliopsida, Zingiberales, Musaceae.